AUGUCAAGUGUGCAAACUGAAAACACCUUGCUAGAGAUCAAUGGCGAGCGCUUUCUUGUCGAUAGAGGUGCCACAGGGGCAGAUAUUUAUCGUCGUCUCUGGCUUGUGGCAUCGCGGGCAUCUCUUGCAAUGCCGUUCGAACUUACACUGCGUCGACAUAACCUCGCUCAGGUAUCAGCCAAAAUCGUGCCAUUCGCGCGGCGAAAAGAUGUCCAGGACGCUCAAGUUGCGCAAUUGGCAAAACUUGCAGCUGAGGAGGUUGCACUACCGAUUGCUAUUCGUCGCAAAAAGCUUUUUCUCAUUCAACAAUUAGAUUUCGAGCGUGAACACUAUUUGGAGUCGUUUCUAAGCGAACCACUUCAAGAGCUACACACAAGGAUCAUGGACAGUUGCCAGUGGCAAAUCUAUGAAUUUGGCAAAACGCUUUGGUACUUUCACGCCCCGACGGUGCGUUUAUGUGCUCAACACCCUUUGCGAAACCACCCCGAGGCUCGGCAACUUAUCGAUCGAGUGCAACUGCAAGUGCAACAAGCCCGAUUGAUGGUCAUAAUUCAGGCCGAAAUGCGUCGACAUGAAGAAGUGAAGCGAAAGGAGCGCGAGCUGCAACACGCAGUGCUUCGAAUCCAGCAUCGAAUACGAGCAUAUCAGCGUCGUAAAAGGGUUUUGGCCAUAAUAGAAGCGGAGAAGAUACGGCAAAAAGAAAUUCGUCGACAGCAACAGCUGGCAGAAGAACGGCAACGCGAAAUACAACGAAUUGAAGAGAAACGGCAAUUUGAGGCCAUGCAAUUUGAGCAACAGCGAUUGCAACAGGAACUGGUUGAACUGAAACAGGAGCUGCGACAGCUAAAGUUGCUCAAAGAGACAAAGUCACAAGUGAGUGUCGAAGUCAAUGCCAUCGAGACGAUGAGGAGAGAAGAGCAACGAGUACUGCAGCAACGACUGGAAAAACUUGAAUUGGAUUUUCAGAGCCGGAGAGAGAAACCCGCGGUGGAAAGGGAGACGCAAACCAGCAACGAACAAGAUGCCAUCGAGUGUCUAAGGGUUGCGGAACAGCAGCGUGCUCAGCGGACUAUCGAGGAAUUGGAGCUGAAGUUGCGGCAUCAAAACGCAAAAACCGUAACAGAAUCAGUUACACAAACGAGUGGCCGCAACAGUGGCAACUAUCGAGAUAAAGGCGUUGAUACUGGAGAAGAUCUGGAGUGGCAGCGUUACUUGACAUUAUUACGAGUGACCAUCAAGAAUAAGAAGAAAGCGUCUUCCCCUAAGAACCGGCAUACACAGACGGAGGCCUCUUUCUCUGCUUCUCGCAAAUUGAACGGCAAAUGGACGGGAUUUCCAUCAUGCAACUAUAGCGGACAUAGCAACAAUAACAGCAGCGCCAGCAGUCUUCUCACACUAAAGAGUAGUCCGAGUCAGUUUAAUGCUUUGGACGUUUUGACGCUGCCAACGCGAACAUUCGAGUCGUUCUUCGCUCCAGAGUUAAUUUCGCAUGAGCAACCUCCGCCGCCACUGGUUGAGCAUUCGUGGAAACAGGACUCGACAUUUUUACCACUAAAAACAAACCGAACGCUGUUGGAAGCAGCCACUGGCCACGAGCCAUUGACAGUGCAAUUGCAGUACCGAGAACCCAUUCGGUCGAAUCGUAAGACCGGGUAUUAUGCUCCUUUCACGCACGAUUCUCCAGUCUCCGACUCCUCAGCUUGUAGUGCAACGAAACUUCCCUACAUAACGCGAAGGCAAAAUAAAUUUGCCUCAUAA
Phytophthora infestans T30-4 is the source of this 1758-nucleotide messenger RNA. RefSeq lists its product as uncharacterized. Gene Ontology annotation, molecular function: protein binding. The transcript is spliced from 2 exons. Lineage: Eukaryota; Oomycota; Peronosporomycetes; Peronosporales; Peronosporaceae. The coding region runs from base 1 to 1758 and encodes 585 amino acids. The record is from RefSeq and is a predicted model, not a curated record.